Sander lucioperca (pikeperch) is the source of this 1177-nucleotide messenger RNA. RefSeq names its product cornifelin-like. NCBI's taxonomy places the organism in Eukaryota, Metazoa, Chordata, Actinopteri, Perciformes, Percidae. The transcript has 3 exons. The record is from RefSeq and is a predicted model, not a curated record. The coding region runs from base 71 to 517 and encodes 148 amino acids.
UUGAGCUCUGAUUUCUGUGUGUUAACAGGUUCAUUGUUCACUGUGUGUGGCUGAAGUAGUCCAACAUCCGAUGGCAGCACAACCCUUAAAAGACUGGAGCAGUGGUCUCUGUGACUGCUUUGAAAACUCGAGUACUUGUUGCUAUGGUUUCUGGUGCUGCCCUUGCCUUGCCUGCACAGUUUCAGAAAGAUUUGGAGAGAACCGUUGUCUCCCAUUAUGUGACAUAUGCAGCCCUGCCAUAUUAGCAGCCUUGGGGAUACCUCUGUGUGCGGCCCCUCCUGCAGGCCUGUCCUUAAGGGCUGCCAUGCGAAAUAGAUAUGGAAUCAAGGGUUCUCUCUGUAAGGACAUCUUAGCUUCCUGUUUCUGCGGGUGGUGCAACUGGUGUCAGAUGCAUCGUGAGUUAAGACAUCGUGAAAAAACUCCCACUGUCGUCAAUGUGCACCAUCAAAAUGUUACAAACGUGAACGUGCAGCAGCCUGCUCCAAUGAUGAUGGCUCCUGUAUACCAAUAUCAGUGAAAACCAAAGAUUGAGAGUAUGAUGAUGAAUAACUUUGUUUCUUAAUAAUCAUGACAAUUAGAGUCUAAUAAUUGUUGACUAUCGUGUCAAAUUAUUUUCUGAAGUUUCUGUUUAAAAAAAUCUAAUUUACUGUAUAUAUCCUAAACCUCUCUUAUUUUGUUUCUGUGAAGUUUGUUCCAAGUCAGAUUCACCAAACUCUCUUAAGUGCACAAACGUGAAGUAAAUUGAUCAGUUCAUCAUGAAUGUCACCUGUUGUUUGUGAGAUUAUAUCAUAAGCAUAAUUGACCGUUUAAGGCUACCUGAUACUGUUGCAGUAUGUUUGUGGGUAAGUUUCAUUCACAAAAAUGAAUUUCACACUGCUGAGCUUCAAGUCCUCUUGUCAUAAAUCACCAGACAAAAACUUUAGCAGUCAGUAAUCAUAUUAGAGAAUCAAAAACUAUUAGAAAAUAUUAAUAAUACAAUGAGGUUUCAUCCUAAGAGUCACAGACAUAAAGAGUAAAUGGUCUGACAUGAAGUCCUAUGCUACAAACUAUCUUUAUAAAGCAAAGCAGUCCAUGACUAAUAUGUGAGGUGGUCAAGAGGAUGUGACAACUCCCCCUGUGGAUGAAGUCUAACUAUCUGUUGAGAAUUUUGUUCGUAUCUACGAGAAAAUUGGUAAAU